CCAUUAGUAGUAUAUCCCGUGAGAGUAAAGUAAGCGUCCGAUUCCAGCAUCCGAAUCAGCAGUUAUGGAACGAAGGUUCGGUCACAGACUGGUUUUCAUUUAUUGUUGUUAAGACAAAUCAGACAUUAUAAAUACCCUGAAAUAAACCAGUUAUGUAAACUAUCAACACAGUAGUCAGAUCUUGACAAGUGUCCUCGAACAACAUCCACGUGUUUGAGACGUCUCGGUCUGCUUUGGUAUCUCAAGCUGUAGCUGUAGUAUCCUCUCCAGACUCUCAAGUCUAAUUGUGGUUAUUACCGUCAUCCAAUGGGAGUUUGGGUUAACAGAUAAAAGAAAAAUUGGUUGAAAAUUCAGCAGGAACAGUGGGAACCGAAUUACUACGAAGUGACUACACUGAAAAUGGAAACAUAAGACAAAUAGUAAAUAAGGCUGUUUUAGAAAAGUGGAGAUAAACGUGAAAAAGCAUGUUUUUCUUAUGAUUACUAGACAAAAUCACUACAUUGGUAAUUGGGUUUAUAAGGUGGCAGGUGUCGUAAUGAACCGUGUUCAGACAGAUCCAAGAGCAGACGCCAGAAACCAGUUGUCCUUUGGUUAGAGCAGGAAAAGCAGAGAGUUAUUAUCAUGAUCAUUAUGAAUGACAGAAAGAAUGAGCUGAAGUUUGAUUAGACCAUGUUGUUUAAAAGUAUUAUAAAUAAUGACAUACAGUAGCUUACUAAUUUCUGUGCCACAGUUAGAAGCACUGCCUGAAGAUUCUCGUGGAUUAACGAAACUGUUGUGGAGUUGGACCUUAAAAGUCGACUAGUAAUAAUGAAUGAAUGGCAUUUACAAGAAACUUAUCUAAUGGAACUAUCUAAUGCAGUGUUUCUUAUUAAACUGGGGCGAAGGUCAAGACACGCCCCCGACUCAUGUGAUUCGGGAUGACACGCCCUGCUUGAUGAUCAUUGGCUGCAGACGUCCCGUUACAUUGCUGCAGAGAAUUUGCCGCCAUUGUUGCCAGACAUACAAUAAUUACCGUAUUUAUACUAUAUAACAAAAGAAUACUCAUAGCUGGUUAACCCCCCCCCCCCUCGAUUGGUUAGUUGACCUGCUCGUAUUUGUUUGCACUAGUGUUUUUACGAUACCCACAUUUGGGUACCAUUACAGAUACCAACAAGCAUUACAAUGCUUAUCGAUACUUUUGGAUAGUUUUUUAGAUUAAAAAGAGAACGCAAAAAAUGUCAUUACUGACUUAUUUUACUUUAAGUUUAGAACAACAUUUUAGAACAACAUAACAGAUCAAAAUAAAAUUCAGAUAGUAGGCUUUUCUUAUUGCACAACGGUCAGUGUGAAUAAAUAAAUCUUAUUUAUACUGUAUCCAGACGUGGGUGCCUGUAACAUGGCAGAGUCAAGUAUCCAGUUAAAUGUCUCUGUAGAACUUCCCGGUGCGCUUAAUGUUUUCUCGGUAAGUUGACACAACCUUGGGGGUUAGGGGUGUGUCGCAAGCUAAGUUGAUCGCCACACCCCUUUGAGGAAGCGCAUAGCCGUGAUCCGCCGCGGGGAUCAAAAGUCACGGUCACUGAAUCCACUGUAACAGCGAAACUGGCUACCUCGUCUUUGUAGUGCACUUCAACCACAUGUUUGAUCCAAAAUCUGACGCUGCAGUCGAAUGGGAGGCUGUUGAAGUGGUUACACUUCGACUGGCGCAAGGUACGUCUAACUAACAAUUUCACAUUUAAUUUAAUUUAAUUUAUUGAUUUAUAUAAUACGCAACUUGAUUAGCGGCUGCUAACGCUAAUACUGAUGGUUGCCAAUAAGCAGCCUGAAUUAAUUAACAGAAUAUUCAUAACACAACUACAGCCUGUUUGGGAGCAUAGCUCGAUAAACUAAUAUAAAGUCAUUUUUACAUGUUAACAUGUUUUUUUUCUUUUUCGUGCUGCUGCUGUGUCAAAAUAAUUUCUCCAUAAUGGGGUCUUCAGCUGUAGCUUAUAUUUUGCCGUAUUUCCCUGUAAUUAGGCGGCAAUGUGACAGCAUGGGCAUGGCGUGACAGCAACUGUUGUCAAGAUAUUGCAUGUGUUUAAUACUUUUAUUAAUUGGACAUAGUAUUUAAAAUUAAAAUUUCGAUAAAUCUUACCUCAAGAUGCCUGAACCAAUUGCAUGUAUGGUUGAUGAUCCAGGACUGGAGAGAGUAUGAUUGAAUGUGUAUUCGUUACAGAACACAUUUAAUAUACAGUAUAUCAGACAAUUACACAUGCAUGGAAUAAAUCAGUAUCUCAGAAAUUCAUAAGAAAUUUUAGAACAUUUUACUAUUUACAGAUUAAGCAUAACGUACCUGGGAAUCUUUGGUUUACAAACAUAAUUUUGGUUCUAAAUACAUAUUGAUCUAAUAUUUUAAAUUGCUUUUAGUAAGGUGUAUGAUAUAUCAAGUGCUAAUAUGUAACUAAUAGAAAUGUAGUUAUUGUUUUUUUUCUUAAAUUUCACAGUACAAUGUCUGUGUGUAUCUCAAGUCAUUGCAGGUACUGUAUCUAGCCUAGAGGAGUCUUGUCAGCUGGUGCUGGGGACUUCUAGGGUGAAGAGUCCAAGUUGUAAUCCCAUCUUCCCUGGUCUUGUGGAUCGGGGCAGUGUUUCCUGAGGGACCAUGCACCUAUGUUGGACUUAGACCACCUGUGAAAUACCUAAAUUAUUGUUUUUCGUGGCAAUAGCUCAAUAAAAGCUGAAAUAUUAUAAAACAUUUGUCUGUUUUCCCUCAAAAAAUAGUUCAGUGAAACAGCAAUAGACAAAGCCAUCUUUAUUGUCAACUACAACACUAUAAUGCUGGAUAAGUUACCUUCACAGUUCAAUGUGCAGACCACGUAAUGAAUGGGUAGGAUCCAUAGCUAUGUUGAAAGCAUAGUUUCUGGAGUGGAACAGGCACGGUCAUGGGCAGUUGGCUGGGGAGAUGUGAGCAUCUUUUUUGUCUUCAUCACGUUUUGGAAGAAAUCGGAAGCAGUGCAGCUGCUGUACAGAUGGAGGAUGCAGCUGUUUUCUUUGACACCGCUCUAGAUGGUAUAGAGAACAGAAUAGUAGAUUAAUGAAAUGUCCAGUAUUUCCUAUGUUUCUCACAACCUUCACAAAUGUAAACAAUAGAUAGAGGUAGUUAGAUCAGUUGUAAUGGUGUUUGGAGCAAACACAUUUUCAACUUAGCUUUUAUAGUGCUGGUUUGUUAAAUCUUGGCAUGGCAUUAAUGACCUCCUUUCUGUCAGGUUGCUCAAAUUCUGCUCAGAGGGCCGGUGGGACAGGGAUGUUAAUAAGGUCCUCCAUAUAACGACCUGGGUCCAGCAGGACUUUAUUGAAGAUGGUCUCCAUCAGCUUUUCCACAUAAUCUUGAAUAACAAAUACCCAUAAACAGACUUAAAAAUCAAAAUAAGUUGACCAACUGCAUACAGAGUAAAUAUAUAGACAAUAAUAUAGAUCAGAUUAUGAAUACUUCAACUACAACUACUGAAAUGUGAAAUCAAAAAUCUCUGUCAAAUAAAACUACUUAUUGGCCAACAAAUGAUCAUACUGCUGUUAAAUGUGCAUACCUUUGCUCCUGAGGUGAGCAACAACUCUUCUACAAAGUAGCCGUGUGUCCACAGCCUGCAGUGGAGUCAGUUUGAGAAGCAACCUCCUUGCGUUUCUGUAGCUGGGAUGCGUCAGCCUGUAUAAAAAAAAAAACAAUGUCAUAUUUACAGUUAGUUGACUAGAUAAGCAACACUUACGAGGGGACUGCAACAACAUAUAUGUUAGACUUUAAUAGAAGUUGCCAUUACCCAAUUUCACAGGUUGACUUAGGUUACGAUAUACACACGACAGGCCCGGUAGUAAUUAGAAACACAGCUGACUCUCACAACUAACUAUCGCAGCCAAACCCAAGUUGUACUAAACGUCAUGUGGACGCUAGCCGCUAACGCUAGCCACUAACGCUGAGCUACCAUUGCGCUAGCAGCUAACAUGACGCUAGCAGACACAAUUCGAACCGGACAAAUACUGGAGAAGCUUGGACUCAUCCAAAUUGCGUGGCAGCACCUUGCAACACGGUCUCUCUCUAGCUGUAGCUGUUAGCAUCAACUGUUCUAGCAAUUACCUUGAAGUGACCUUCAACCUCAUGCCCAGUAAUAAAUUUACCCUCGCUUUCAAAGCAGACGGAGGGGAAAUAGUGUCCACACACGAAGAAGCAUUUAGGCAGCAGUGCCGGCACCGGUCCAUUUACAAGUAAAUUAAUACAUAAUGUUCUUCAGGAGUGGCCCCCUCACUCCUUCUAUGACUCUGUAGUGGCAUCAGCCAUCCUGUACGGUGUGGUCUGCUGGGGCAGCAGCAUCACAGUGAGGGACAGGAAAAGACUGGACAGGAUCAUCAAGAAGUCCAGCUCUGUCCUGGGCUGCACUCUGGACACGGUGCAGGAGGUGGGUGAGAGAAGGGUUCUGGCUAAACUGACAUCCAUCAUGGACCAGGUCUCUCACCCACUGGAGGACUCACUGUCUGCUCUGGAGAGCAGCUUCAGUAGCAGACUGAUCCACCCUCGCUGUGUGAAGGAGAGAUAUCGUAGAUCCUUCCUACCUGCUGCUGUCAGACUGUACAAUCAGAACUGUUGACCACAUUCCACCACAGUCACUCACCCACUGCAUCAGUGGUUUAUAUAGCAACCUGCUCUGCACAAUAUUUGUGUAAAUCUGUGAACAAUCAUGUAUAUUGUUACCGGUACAAAUCUUAUACCCAUUACUGUGCAAUAACCCUGCAAUGACCUCAUGCUCACUCUAACUGUACUGUACUGCUUUGUACUGUGCCAACACAAACUGUUCUGUACCUGUAUUCUUGCUCAUCUGUACUGCUGUUGUGAGAGGUAAUUUCCCCACUGCGGGACUAUUAAAGGUUUUCUUAUUCUUAUUCUUAUUUUUAUUCUUUCUUGCUCCGCUGGUAAAAUGAAAAGGCUGUGAUGCUGGUUGGAACAACGGAGCACUUUCUGAACCCUAAUGGCCCCGUGUCAAUUCGUGUCACACAGAUGUGUUUCUGUCACCAUGAUGCUGCUGCCUAGAGCCAGGGAGCCCUCGUUUUUCCUCCUGCUGCUUUGCUGUUACUGCAUUGCCUGUGGUUUUGGCCACAAGACAAACUCUGCUCUCACUGUGGUUGACAACAUAGAAGGAUCAAUUAACUAUGAUGACACAGCAGUAGAUGAAGAUGAUGUUGAGGUGAUCCAACCCACUCAGCAGUGGCAAACACUCAAACCAGGCCAGGCAGUGCCAACAGGUUCCCAUGUGAGACUGAAUCUGCAGACAGGUCAGAGGGAGGUCCAACUUGGAGAAGAGCAGCUUAAAUACUGGACCCAGAAACACAAAAAGAGCGAAGGGAUCCAGUCCAUCAGUCCUGAUGAAAUGAAACAUGCUAUGAAGAAGAUAAAGGAGGACUUUAAAUCGGCGGACAAAAACACAGAGGCCCAGGACUCUGUGACCUCUAAGUAUCGCCCCCUAGACGAAUUAAAGAGGGACAUGGCUCAGUUGGACCUGCUGGUGGAGACGGAUGUUCAGAUAAUGAAACGACUGCUGGAGCAGUUCAACAGCAGCUCGACCACAGAGGAGAGACUCAGUAUCCUGUUGGAGCUUGAGUAUUUGGUGCACCAGGUGGACAAUGCUCAGACUCUGUGCUCAAUGGGGGGUCUCCAGUUCAUUCUAGAAGGUUUAAACAGCACAGACAUCAGAAUACAGGAAACAUCAGCCCUUGUGCUGGGAUCUGCCUUGGCUAGUAACCCGGUGGUCCAGGUUAAAGCUGUGGAGGAUGGUGCUCUGCAGACGUUGUUAACUGGACUGGCUACGGCAGAACCACUACGGGUCAAAAAGAAGGUCCUAUUCGCAGUGGCUUGUCUACUACGACACUUCCCCUAUGCCCAGAGCUACUUCCUGUCACACGGUGGACUCCAGGUGCUGUCAGAACUGUUCAAGGCAGAUGCAGGAGGAAUUUUAAGAACGCGCAUUGUCACCAUGUUGUACGACAUGAUCAGUGAGAAGGAGCUGAUCUCUCAGGCAGGCCUGGAUCCAGUUCUGGAAGCCUCCCACAAUGAGCGAUUGCAACAGUACUCGAAGGUGUCCCUUCAGGGGGAGCUGCUGGAAAAAGGCUGGUGCACUCUGGUACCACAGUUGCUGGAGUCUAGUGAGCAUGACUACAGAGAGAAGGCUCUGAGAGCUCUGUUGGCGAUGGCACCAGUGUGUCGGGACGAGUACCGCUCAGAUGGUUCCCUGCUGGACACUCUGCUCCAACUUAGAGAGCAAUAUGACGAAAUGGUGCAGUCAGAAAUGAUUGUGGGAGAGGAGAACAGCUACUUUGCACAGAUUUUACAACUUAUAUGUGCACUACAAGUUAAAAUAAAAUGACCACAACGUUUUCCA
Molecule: messenger RNA, 6374 nt
Organism: Betta splendens (Siamese fighting fish)
Lineage: Eukaryota; Metazoa; Chordata; Actinopteri; Anabantiformes; Osphronemidae
Gene: sil1
Product: SIL1 nucleotide exchange factor
Exons: 12
Coding region: 4968-6359 (463 amino acids)
Source: RefSeq, a predicted model, not a curated record